This is a messenger RNA of Tuber aestivum (summer truffle), 1124 nucleotides long. The record is from the annotation of a GenBank genome assembly. NCBI's taxonomy places the organism in Eukaryota, Fungi, Ascomycota, Pezizomycetes, Pezizales, Tuberaceae.
GAACCCAGGCCUUAUCGGAUAAUUCCCUAUCGCAGAAACAGCAGGUUCACUGGCCGGAAAGAUCUCAUUGAGUCGAUAAAAAGGCUCUCCCAGGGGAAAGCCCACAACCGGAUCGCACUUCAUGGCCUGGGUGGCUCUGGGUAUGCACUCCUCAUUGGUAUUUCGGGGGUCAUCUAACCUUGCUUAGAAAGACUCAGAUUGCCCUCGAAUUCGUUUAUCAGCGCGCAAGCGAGAGAGACUGUGAUGUUUUCUGGGUGCACGGGGGUGGGGUGCAAAAGUUUAGAGAGGGUUUCACAGCUAUUGCACAACAUGUUCGAAUUCCGCUAGCCAGCGCCGAGACGGACCAAGAGGGAUUCCUGUUAAAUAUAAAGAGGUGGUUUGAAGGUCCAGCUAGUGGGGAUUGGAUCCUGGUUAUUGACAACGCCGACAACGAGGAGGACUUUACCGGCAACAGUGGCCCCAUCUCCAAAUUUGUACCACAAGGGCCACGGGGUACUCUAGUAUUCACCACCAGAUCUCUCCGGGUUGCAUCCUGGCAAGAUUGUGAAAGAAUAGUUAUUGGAAAGAUGGAGGAGGAUGAGGCGCGAGCCUUGUUCACGAGACGUUUGGGUAACCCGGACAGUGCGGAUGAGGAAGAAAAAGACGCCGUCACCAGGAUCCUGGAAUCCGUGCAUCACAUCCCACUGGCUAUCGUUGGUGCAGCGGCCUUCAUGACAGAAACUCAAACACCGCCAUCCACUUACUGGACCAUUUCCCAAGCAAGCGACGAACGAGCAAAGAAUCUCCUUUCACAGCCAUUUUGGGACAUCCAACGGGAGGCGGAUCUAACUGAAAGCACCCUUGCGACGUACUUUGUUACCUUUGACCAGAUCACCCGCCAGAUGCUCUUAGCUGCAGAUCUUCUGCGCCUAAUCGUGUGCUUCGAUCGCCAGAACAUACCCGAACAGCUAUUGACCCAAAGUGGUUUGGAAGGGAUAGAUGACCCAGUUCGGUUUCGUCAAGCCAUUGGAACGCUAUUAGGAUUUUCACUAGUUACGGCAGUCAAACGUGAGGACAAGACAUUUUACGAGCUUCACCGUCUGGUGCAACUGUCUUUACAACUGUAUUUACCACCCGAAGAGUUG